AUUUUUUUCAAAUGGACACGAAAGGACAACACCACACGUUCCUUCCGCUUAAAAAAUGGCCGAGUCACACUCCGAGUCAACCUCCGACUCGCUCACCACCACAUCCUCUACCCCCGAUCAAUCCGCAACUAUCCCUAUUUCAACCCCACGAUCUAACCAUGUCCCCGAGAUCCCAAUCGAGAUCAUCAGCGAAGAAGAAAUGGCCAUCCUCGACGCAGCGUUCGCCGCCACGCGAUCCUUCCUCCCUUCCGCGAUCCGCUCGGCUUCUGCUGCUUCUCCGUCGCGGAUCAUCGCCGGAGAAAUCUCCAAGACCGCCCGUUCAGUAACCAUGUUCUCGAAAAGGAAACUCUCUGCUUGCUCCUCCGAGGAUAUCGAAGACUCUCUCCUGCAUCGGUUUAGAAAGAAUCAAGCUUUGGGUGUCACAGAUCUCACCGGCACUGAAUGGUGUGAGAAGCAGAUGGAGAAUGUUCUUUGUUUAGGCAGGAGAAAAGUGAGCAAAGCUAUGAAGCUUGGUCAAGCUCGUCACUUGGAGCUUGAAGAAGAGGUAGUUAAAAGGGUUCGAGUAAAAGUUGAAUCAAAUGAAGAUAAGUGGGCCUUGAAGCUACUCAGUUCCAUUGCUGGCGUUAAUCAGUUCUUGUUCGAAGGACGAACUCGUGAAUUGCUACUCGUAGGAUUUGUUGGAGGUCAGUGGAUUGUGGGGGUUAUUGAUGAGGUUAGAAAGGCAUCUGCAGAAGACUCUUCUGAUACUGGACCGUUAUUGAUAGAUACCAAGACUCGAGGUCGGGACACACUUCCAGCUGAGCCACAAAGAAGGAAUGGAAGGCUACAGGUAAUGCUUUACAAGCUUCUAUGGGACACUGUUGUCAGAGAAGAGUUCCCGGCCACACGUUUUUUCAACUACUUUGCUUUAAACCGCCACGAGGUCUUGUCUCAAGAUGUCAGAGAUAACAUUGCCGAUGCAGGAAUCCCAGCACAGACUCUUGAAGAGAUAGUUAGGUACUAUGAAAGCACUUUUAAGAUGCUUCCGAUUGCGAAUGAUCAGUUACUACUACGGUAUGAGUUUCAGAAAGACCGAUCUAUAAUAGCUGAGAUCAGAUUCACUCAUGAUCCUGAGUGGGUGAUGCGCAAAUACAAAGAAGUCAUUGCGUUUUGGAGAAGUGAAAGAGAAGCUGAGUACACUCCUGAAGAAGAACGUUGGAAAUGUCGUUAUUGCCAAUUUGCUAAGUCUUGCCCUGGAAACCCAAGUCUUCAAUCUUCUGCUCCGAGCUCACCACCGAGAGAGCCUCGUCCUUUAGCAAGCUAAAUGGUUUCAUAAGUGCUAACAUGUGUUUGUUUAGUGGUUAAACCGUGAUUCAAUUAGGAUUGGUUCUGCAUACCGAGAUUGAUUUUAUUAUGUUUGUACACACAACUCGUAUGUAUACCAUUGUUGCCAGUUUCUAAAGGUAAUCCAUGUUCCGUAGUCCCCAUUUAA
Brassica oleracea var. oleracea is the source of this 1471-nucleotide messenger RNA. Its product is annotated as exonuclease V, chloroplastic. Lineage: Eukaryota; Viridiplantae; Streptophyta; Magnoliopsida; Brassicales; Brassicaceae. Bases 56 to 1303 code for a protein of 415 amino acids. The transcript is spliced from 7 exons. Gene Ontology annotation, cellular component: nucleus. Gene Ontology annotation, molecular function: single-stranded DNA 5'-3' DNA exonuclease activity. Gene Ontology annotation, biological process: interstrand cross-link repair. The record is from RefSeq and is a predicted model, not a curated record.